This is a messenger RNA of Seminavis robusta, 1296 nucleotides long. The record is from the annotation of a GenBank genome assembly. Lineage: Eukaryota; Bacillariophyta; Bacillariophyceae; Naviculales; Naviculaceae.
AUGGCUUCCUCAUCCUCGUCUUCUUUGGCCCUCCCUGCCAUGAUGGCUUCGGUGGUGGUAUCGGCAGUGGCCAAUACCAUCAUUCGACGAAUCGCUUUGGUUCCCAUGCAGAAGUUCCCUUACUUCCUCACGCAGCUUCAAACUCUGACCUAUGUGUUCUUCUACAGCUCCAUGUUGUACCUGCGCUUUCGGGAAGGAACUGUCACGUGGCAAAUGAUGCAGAUCCGCAAAUCGCCGUUUCUGUACAUUGGACUGUGGGAUUCACUGGGGGAUAUGCUGGGCAAUGUGGGCACCAGUCAACUGCCUGGAUAUCAAGUGCCCUUGCUGGCAAAGCUCAACAUUGUCUUUACGGCAGUCUUCUCCGCUCUACUGCUUGGCAAGCGUUAUUCGGGGCCUCAAAUUGCCGCCAUGACGGUCGUGCUCUGUGGGAGUGUGGUGACUCUGAUCCCUACCAUCUUUGCUUCCAGUACUGCUGGUAGUACUAGUGAAUCCACUUCCUCCUUUUCGGACCUCUUUUACGCCGGAGUCUACGUGGCAUCCGUGGCGCCCACGGCGCUAGCAUUUGUUCUCAAAGAACAAGUCUUUCGAGAAAACCAACAUUUGAAUUUGGAUAUCUUUGUGGUCAACACCUUUGGAUCCAUCGUGGGGUUGGUGUUCACCAUUGCUCUAUUGCCCUUGGCGGCAGUGCCUGGAUUGGGAAAGAUUCAGUUGCACGAGUUACCAUCCUACAUGAAACACGGAGCUGCUUGUUUUGCCGGGCACUCUCCCGUGGAAGACUAUGAUUGUACAGGAGCUCCUCUGGCCCCGCUGCUCUAUUUUGCCAUCAAUUUGACCUACAAUAUUUGCUUUUUGAAUCUCAUCAAGCAUGGAGGAGCGCUACUUACCUUUAUCACCAACACUGUCACCUUUCCCUUGUCGACAAUCCUCUUUACCCUUUCCUGGCCCCUGCUGGGAUCUUCCACGUUGAACAGUUACAUUAUUUUUGGCUUAUGUGUCGAGCUGACGGGGGUUGUACUCUACCAAAGAGCCUCCUCGGCGGUCGUAAAGCAACAAAAGGAGGUCGACAAUCCACAGGAACCAAUACCCGCAGGGGAUGUGUCGUCUCUCCUGGGCAGAAGCAACCAGGGGAACUAUGGUUCUGUUGUGGAAUGUGGUGAAGAGUCCGCUAACGACUAUCUGGAAGCGGAACCACCAUUGUGCUACAACCGAUGCUUACGAGAGAGUAUUGGGUCGAGCUGCUGUAAUAAAGAGGAGCUUUGCAAGUGUUUACUGUCACCCAAGUGCAAUUGUGGUUGA